UUCUUAGUUAGAAUCCAAAAUUCAAAUUAAAAGAUAACUCAAUAAAAUGGAAGAACUAGGUGAACUGUCGAAUUUAAGGAGAGUCUGAAUUGAUUUCACAGCUGGCUUUGUCUCUGGUGUAGUCUCGUUGUAUGUAGGCCACCCUCUUGAUACUAUUAAGGUCAGGAUGCAGGUUACUAGUGGGGAGAGGUGAAAAGGAAGUUUAGGGAUCUUUAAGAGUAUCCUGGCAAAGGAAGGGGUAAGAGGGCUGUUUAAAGGUGCUCUACCACCUGUGCUCGGAAAUGCUCCUGUGAAUGCAGUUCUGUUUGCUAGCAAUGAUGUUGCGAAAAGGACUCUGAAAGAUGUUGAUUUAUCCGAAGAGACGAAGGUGUUCUGAGGUGGGUGAUUCGGUGGACUGAUGUGCUGACUUAUAAAUUGUCCAAUAGAGUUGCUUAAAGUCAAAAAGCAAGGAAAUGUUGGAAGAACUAUGUCUUAUACAAAAAUAAUUAGAGCUGAAGGAUUCAAUGGGCUUUUCUCAGCUUUUGUACCUAUCUUAUGGAGAGAUGUUCCAACUUAUGGAAUCUACUUUUUCACCUAUAAUUAUCUGGCAAAGAAAUUAUGUGAGAAGCAAAAUCCUGACAGAAAGAGUAUCAAGAAUACUGUUGGGAAAAUGGUUGCUGGAGGCUUAUCAGGUCUAGUCAUUUGGACGAUAUCUUUCCCAUUUGAUGCUAUAAAGAGCUAUAUCCAAUAUCACCCUGGCCAUAGAGGCACUUUCAGAACAGCAAGAUAUAUCUACCGAAAAUAUGGAGCAGGUAAAUUCUAUAGAGGACUAGCUCCAUGCUUAAUCAGAGCUUUCCCUGUAAACGCAAUCGUGUUCAUCACAUACGAAGAAACUGUCAGCAUAUUAAACAACUACUUGUAA
Molecule: messenger RNA, 901 nt
Organism: Moneuplotes crassus
Lineage: Eukaryota; Ciliophora; Spirotrichea; Euplotida; Euplotidae
Source: the annotation of a GenBank genome assembly